AUGACCUCUUCCAAGCUCAUUACUGUCUUUGGAGCAACUGGCUCCCAAGGUGGGAGUGCCGUACAAUCACUCCUUCAGAACAAGUUCCAGUCCUUCAAGAUCCGUGGAAUCACUCGUAAUCCUGAGUCUGAAAAGGCAAAGGCUUUAGCCAGUCAGGGUGUUGAAGUCGUAAAGGCUGAUGGCCUUGUCAAGCAUGAGCUGGUCGAGGCGUUCAAGGGCAGUUGGGGCGUUUUCGUCAACACAAACUCGGAUGAUCCUUCUAUGAACCAGUCGGACGGGCCUACUGAGCUUGAUGUGGGCAGGCAUGUUGUAGAUGCUGCCGCUGAAGCUGGAGUGGCUCACUUCGUGUAUAGCGGCAUGGCCUCUGCUUCCAAGAUCACUGGAGGUGCUAUUCCCGCUCGUGCUUUCGAUACAAAGAGCGCCAUCGGUGAGUACGCCAAGGAUAAAGGCGUCUUUGAAACUGUCAAUAUCGUCAGUUCCGGUUGGUAUUUUGAAAAUCAUCUGGUAGAAGAACUCGCGCCUGCACUGGGCGGAUUCCCUUUCAGCCCUGAUGACGAAGGAUACUUGACCUUGCACAUUCCUCACUGGGGCGGUAGUGGCGAGAUCCCAUUCAUCGCCAUCGGAGACGAUUAUGGUGACCUCGUCCAUGGUAUCUUCCUUGAUCCCGCGAAGUACAACGGACGUCUAGUCCAAGGCAUUAGCGCUAGCGAGACUUCUCAGAAGCUUGUGUCUGAAUUUGAAAAAGUGACUGGGAAGAAAGCGCGUUUCGUGCCCAUCGAAGAUUGGAAGUCGAUGGAGACAUAUGGCGAUCCAGGCUUCGAGACGGUCAAGUACAUGUUUGGUUUUUGCCAGCAUUCUGGCGGCUUGUAUUACGGAGUUCCUAAUGAUCUGGCUCCUGCUGGUGAUCUCAAGGCGAGGGCGGCUGAGGCUAAAGGGGCUGGUGAUGGGAAGCUCAUGACCCUGGAGCGCUUCUGGCAGAAGUAUUUUACUUCCUGA
Fusarium venenatum is the source of this 996-nucleotide messenger RNA. RefSeq lists its product as uncharacterized. NCBI's taxonomy places the organism in Eukaryota, Fungi, Ascomycota, Sordariomycetes, Hypocreales, Nectriaceae. Gene Ontology annotation, cellular component: nucleus. The record is from RefSeq and is a predicted model, not a curated record.